Spodoptera exigua (beet armyworm) is the source of this 1188-nucleotide messenger RNA. The record is from the annotation of a GenBank genome assembly. Lineage: Eukaryota; Metazoa; Arthropoda; Insecta; Lepidoptera; Noctuidae.
AUGAGCACCCAAACGCUCAUAGCCAAUGAAGUUUUGGCAUUUAUCAAACAUGCCAUCGACUACAUGGACGAGGUCAGCAUCUUGCAGAUCUGCAAAACAUCCUUCAAAGAGGAUGAGAUAUGCAGUGCCAAGUUGCUGCUGUUCACGACGAUUGGCAAACUCAGCCAGAUGCCGUCUCGUCGAAGGGAUGGCACGGAGAAAAGCAUCCAAGACAUAAUUACAUUGUUGAAGGAGAUCGACCCGGACGACGUGCCUCAAUUCGUGGCGAAGGACCUGCACAAGCUGCCUCCCGUCACGUUCGAUCACGUAGAUGUCACCAGGCUGCUUAAGGAUAUUACAUUCCUAAAGCAAAAGCAGGUCGAGAUGCAGCAUCAGCUGGAGGUGUCCAACAAUACCAUCCGUGAUCUACGGGCAGAAGUAGAGUCAUUGCGCAAUGCAAUUACUGCAAGUAGGUCACCCAGCAACGCGAAUGUGAACACACGUCGCGGGGCACAAGACGCCUCCAUCUGCAGUUUCGAGUCAGCGGGCUCGAAUACGUCACCAGCUGCCGAGGAUGCACGUGUUGCAACGCGUGCCGCGGCCGUCCCUGCCUCGACACCGGUGGAGACGACGACGUGUGUAGGUUCGACGACACCCAAUCGAGCCUACGCAGCAAUUGUAACCGCCGCUAAUAAGCCUGUUGAGCCACAAAACUCGCAGGUUAAAGUAGCGGAUAAAGUGAAAGGGGUUAAACGGAGCCUGCCAAAACCUAAACAGGUUCUGAAAGGGCAGUGCCCAGAUAAGGACACGGGCGACAGCGAUGGUUUCAUCAAGGUGGAGAAGAGGAAGAAAAGGAAGAAGCCUCCUUGUCGGAACCAGUGCGGUACUGCAUUGGCAGGGCCCAACAUGUUGCUGCGUCCAGCCGUACCGACAACGCUGCUGUACGUGUCCAGACUGCAUCUUUCCACGAAGGUUGAGGAGGUCGUGGAAUAUAUGCGCGUGAAGACCAACUGGACUUUGAGGGUCGAGCUGUUGGAGCCGCGUCACAAAACGAACUUCAAGUCGUUCGUGGUGCGAGUUCCAACACAUCACCUCGAGAAGUUCCUCAAAGACGAGUUUUGGCCGAAAGGUGUUAUGUACCGCCGGUUUCGUGGCCAGCUACGUGACACCAGUCAGCGAAACACGACGCCGACACUUUGUGUACAUUAA